UGUGGGAGAGCGAGUGUGGCUACACAGGUUGACACAAAGCUGCAGUAACAGUCACAGUAAAGCGUCAUGGGAGCUACUACUUGGCUGGUCUUAACUUGGGUGUUGGUCGCUCUGGCCUCCAUUACUGUCUACGGGAAACGCCAAAAAGUGGUGCAGCAAGAACCCUCACAGCUGGCUCGGCAGGCGUCCCCAUUGAAGGGCCAGGGUAUGACUUGUCUUGAUGCUGGAGGAGAGUGUCUACUCACCCACAGUUGGUGCCACUUUCCUCUACCAUACUUCGAUGACUGUUCCCACCCCACUGCCAUUUGCUGCCAUCGAAGAAUGGAGAAGGGAAAGAGGAAGAAGAAAGGAGACAUAGAGAUCACCAAGAAUGUUGUGGCUGAGAGAGAAAACGGACGUGAGAAUAGUGACACUGAACCUCCUGGGAAAAUAAAACAAAGGAAAACUGGAAGCAGAAUUAAGGAACAAAUGAAAGUAAGAGGUGGACGUCGUGAUAGAAAUAAUAAUCUUGACUAUCAAAUAAAAACCAGGAAGAGUCAAGGAGGCAAGAAAAUAAAUAAUAAAAGGAAAAAGGGAAAUAAAAAGAGUGUAAUCAAGACGAAGGAAAACACUGAAUAUGGUGAAGAAAUAAGAAAGUUUAAAAAGACGAAUGAAGGAAAGAUGAAAAAAGACAGAAGAGUUAAUAGGAAAAUUAAGAAAGAUAUUAAGAAAUACUGGAUAAAGAAUAAAAACAAUAUUAUCAGGAAAGAAAAAGAGAAGAGUGCAAAAAUGACUCAGAGUUUUCCAGAUUUUCACGGGAUAGUCGACAUUAAUUCAAGAAAAGGAGAGAAGAAAGAAAAAAAGUGGAUGAGAAAAGGCGAUGAAAUAUAUAGACAACAUAAAUUUAAAAAAUCAGAAAAGAAAGAACGUCUUCAAAAAAGUAAGAAGAAAAAUGUCAAGAAAAAAAUAUCGAACGAAAACAAGUCCCAUAGAGACAGCGACAAGGAUAAAGAAGGGAAGAAAAUACACAAGGAGAGGAAGAGAACUAUCGGAAAGUCUAGUAGACACAGCAACAGUUGGAGACGCAAGAAGAUCAAAGAGAAAAAAGGCCCCGGUGGGAAGGUUGGUGGACAGCCUGGCAGAGACCCCUACGACCGGGCACACAAGGCAAUGACACACUGGAAAGGCCUCAGUAGAAAAACUGGCGGCAAACCCUGCAGGAACUGCAAAAGAAUAAGUCACAAUUGGAAUAAACUCGACGAGAAGAAAGCCGAAAAGGAAUCCAGAAAGAGCAAAUCGAAAUCCCACGACAGAAGGAAAAGUAGUGGGAAAACUGACUUAGUUAAGAAGAAGAGGAUGAAGGUGAGAAGGAAGAAGACUCAUAACAAAGGACAUUCCAUAGAGAAAGAAUCCAGUCAUGAAGACGACUACUGCAUGAAACAAGUGAAAGCUUGCCAGAGGUUCGGCGGCAGCUGCCUGGGCAAGGGCAAGAAAUGUAAGCACAUCUUAAAGACGUUUCGGUUCGGUUCCUGCCAUCCUUGCAAGUGUUGUAAAAACACUUGUAAAGCGAAAAAGAAAUGCAGGAUUGUUGGCGGAUCCUGCAGAAAGUCUUGUGUGAAGGAAGAAAGGGAGGUGAAGAAAGGCUGCAAAGGUGGAAAAUGCAAGUGUUGCGCACCAGAGUGUUACGUCGACAAGAAGUGUAAGAAGAAAGGAGGCACCUGCAAAAAACAGUGUUCAUCGGGUGAGCAGAGGAUCAAGAAGGGUUGUCGACAAGCUGACUGUCGUUGCUGUGUUCCUUCUCACAGCUGCAGUGCGAAGAAGUGUAAGCAGCAGGGAGGUGUGUGCAAGACGAGAUGCUCUGACGAUGAUAAAAGGAACAGUAAAGGUUGCCGGGGCUCAAACUGCCAUUGCUGCGUUAAAACACGGUAUGGAAUACCUUCACCAAAGACACAGGGAGGAAAGAUCUUCUGCAUGUUCUACAGUUUGAUCGGCUGCUCUUCUGGCAUCCUCUUCUUCAACCACUUUCUUGAGAGGAUCACAAUGAUCCUCGCCUUCAUUCUGAGGGGGCGGCAGAGGUGGCAGGAGCAAAAAAGAGCCAAGAUAGAGGCUAAAAAGGCAAGGAAGGCUGGGAAAGGUAAAAUUAACCGGUCAAGAUGGACAGAUCCCGAUCAAGAAGACCUGGAUCUGAAUGCCUAUAAGCCUUCAAUAUACUGGAACUUACUCGUCCUCUCCAUCCUCUCUGUUGUUGUCUCCGCUUUCGGUGCCUUUAUUUAUAUGGAGGUAGAGGGAUGGACGUACCUCGACUCCCUCUACUACUGUUUUGUCUCAUUCUCCACCCUCGGCUUUGGAGACUUUAUCUCUGUUGAGGAACUCAACGAAUCUUAUGGGCCUGGCCUGUAUGCUUAUAGCUUCUUCAAUGUGGUGAUGCUAGUGAUGGGUGGAUGCUGUAUUUAUUCUUUCUUCAAUAUUAUGACUACCAUCAUCACAAAGUUUCUUGAUUUUAUUAUUAAGAGAACAGUGUCAUGUUGUGACAGGGAGCAGCACACGCCCACCCAUGAGUCCAGCAAGCAUCUUAUCUCCGUCGCUGAAGCGCAGAAGGAGCAUAUCAGGAGACAGAAAGGUGACAUAGAUGAUAUCUACCACAGAGAGAAGAGGGAGCAUAUAUCAGUAAAGAAGGUGAGAGUGAAGUACUAUGAUGAAGAACUUCAUGAAUUGGUGACUUUUGACCUUCGGCACAACAACAUUAAUAUAAUGAAUCUUUGGAUGACUAAUAAGAGACUUGAACUACUUCAAUGUCUCUCCCCGUAA
This is a messenger RNA of Cherax quadricarinatus, 2787 nucleotides long. NCBI's taxonomy places the organism in Eukaryota, Metazoa, Arthropoda, Malacostraca, Decapoda, Parastacidae. The record is from RefSeq and is a predicted model, not a curated record.